Molecule: messenger RNA, 669 nt
Organism: Geodia barretti
Lineage: Eukaryota; Metazoa; Porifera; Demospongiae; Tetractinellida; Geodiidae
Source: the annotation of a GenBank genome assembly
AUGCCAACAGACACACUGGUGCCAACAGACACACUGGAUUCUAAACAGGACACGUUGGAUUUGAAACAGGACAGACUAGGUUAUAAAGUAAUGGCUGCAACCUCUGCACUUGAAGCGAGAAUUUUGAGCAAUAUGACAAGGGAACUAAGAAGGUCAGCUGAGAAUCAUGUGACAUUGAUUGAAUCCCAACUGACUUCAGUCAAUGCUAGUAUUGGAAAUGAGCUGCGAAUGGUGAAAAGACUCCUUUCAAAGAAUGACACCACUGUAUGUGAGACAUUUGAUACUCAUCCUGAAGACCUGUUACAAACAUUCCUGAAUAGCCAGAGUGAACUAGAGCUAAGAGUUCUGAGUAACAUCACAAAGCAACUGGAGAUGUCAGCUGAAUAUCAUGUGACCUCAUUUGAAUCUACACUAGCAUCUGGACUGUCUUCAGUGGAUGCUGGUAUCAAGAAUGGACUAAGGAAAAUUGAAGGACAGAUUGCAAAGAACUGUACUGCAGAGAUUUUGUCCUCCGUUGCUGAUGUAAUCGUGAAUUACCAACACACCAUCGAACUCCAGUUAAAAGUGCUGAGCAACAAUACAAAGGAACUAAGGCAGUCAGCUGAGAAUCAUGUGACUACAAUUGAAUCCCAACUGACUUCAGUGGAGCUGCAUCACGGAAUGAACUAG